CAAGUCUUUUUUAUUGAAAAUAAACGACAAAUCUGUAAGCCGUCAGUUCCUUUGAGUGCAUCCGCCAACUUAAAUUUGGAUUCUCUUCUCUACUUUCAAUUUACUUUGCUUCCCUCGCUUUAUUUUUACUCAGCCAGCCGCAAAUCCCAACACUUGUGUAGAUCUUUCUGUUUCUAUCCAUGGCGAGGAUCGCGGCAGAGCACGCAAGGCGAUGACUGAUACGGCGAGCAGGACUCUUUUACCGGCGAAAACUCCGGGUAAGUUUUCUUCUUUAGCCUCAGGAAUCAAGUCAGACCGCCGGCCGCAGUGGCGGCGGCGGUGGCGGAGUCGUCCCCGUUUUUCCUUAUGCGUCGCCGCUGGGGACGGUGGAAAGCGAAGUAUCCCCGCCACUCCUUUGCUCCAGUGGAAGUUCGACGAAGAAAGUUCAAGCGGCGGCAAGCCGCAGCGCCAUCCAGGUGGCGAAACCCUCAGGAAGCACAAAAAACCGGCAAGAGGUUCCAAGCCGGCUGCUUCAGCGAGGAGACUCGCUGCCGGAAUCUUGCACCUCUGGCUCCCGAAGGUUGUCGGUGGAGGAGAACCCAGUUUGGAUUUGAAGAUCAAUUACGGUCAGCAACACCUCCCUUAUGUCUCCAGUGGCAAUUUCUUCAAUCUCCACCCUGAUACCAAUGAAGAUUUCAUUAGCCUUCUUGCUAUUAAAAAACGCAGGAAUGGCAUUUCGCACAAGCUUGAAGCUUCUGCUUCAUUGCUCUCUUCCUUUUCCGAGAUUGAGACAAAAUGGGACCUUGGCUAUCCAAAGGUAUCUAGAGAUGCAUUUCACUUUUAUGAUAAUCGGAAACCUCUCGAAGACCAGAAAACCAACAAGUUCUCUAUUGUUUCUGCUCUCCGAUCAGAACUUGAACUGGCUCGGUCCAAAGUCAGUGAGCUUGAGGUGGAACGGGAAUCUGCUAAGAAAAAGCUUGAUCACUUCAUGAGGAAAAUUGAAGAGAAAGCUGUGCGGAGGAGAAGAGAGCAUGAAAAGAUUAGAUCUGUAAUUGAUGCAAUGAAGGAGGAUUUGAACAGAGAAAGGAAGAAUGCUCAGAUGCUAGAAAUUAUGAAUGCCAAGCUUGUUAAUGAGCUUGCUGAGGCUAAGCUAUCUGCAAAGCAGUUCUUGCAGGAGUAUGAGAAAGAGAGGAAAUCCCGUGAACUUAUCGAAGAAGUUUGCAAUGAGCUGGCUAAGGAGAUUGGGGAUGAUAAGGCUGAGGUUGAGGCACUGAAGUUGGAGUCAGUAAAGACCAGAGAAGAAGUGGAAGAGGAGAGAAAGAUGUUACAGAUGGCAGAGGUAUGGAGGGAAGAAAGAGUGCAAAUGAAGCUAAUUGAUGCAAAGCUAGCUCUUGAAGAAAAGUAUUCAAAGCUAAGCAAAUUGCAGGAGGAGGUAGAAGCCUUUCUGAGUAUAAGAAGUGUCAACAACUACAAUGUUUCUGAGACUAAACAAGCACAAGCUCUUAAAGAGGCAAUUGGAUCAGUCAAAGCUUAUGAUAUGAAAGAGUUCUCAUACCAUCCUCUACCAGCUUCUCAUGGCAUUUUUUCCAUCUUUGAAGAACUCCAGCCAAUACAGCAGGCUACUGUAAAAGAGAUUGAACAAUGCCAUGGAUCUUUGACUCCCGAUGCGAAUGGAUAUUCAGAAAGUAUCAUGAAGAAGUACGACAACAUGAUAUUUAAUGGAAAUUGUGAUGCAGAAGAAGAUGAGAGCGGGUGGGAAACCGUGAGUCAUGUGGAAGAGCACGACUCCUGCAAGUCACCUGAUGGAAGUGAACCCUCUGUUAGUGGAGUAGAUUGUGAUAUGCAUAGAGAUGAUGAGAAACAAACUAGUGAAAUUAGCGAGGUUUGUUCCAUAACAACAAGACAAUCAAGAAAAAAAGCUUCUUCUCUAUCUAGAUUUUGGAAGUCAUCACAUGGGAGUAAUGCCGAAGAUUUGAAGAAGAUUUCUUUUGAGUUAACCAAUGGGAGACUUUGCAAUGAUCAAUCAUUUAAUGCCACAGCCACACUAUCAUCAUCAAGGAUGUCUACCGAAACAGGCAUCAGCCCAGCUAGUGCUUGUAAUUGGAGCUCCUCUGAUUUACUGAACUCUCAUAUUAGCAAUGGGGUAACGGGCCAUGUUGAAUGGCCACAGUCCACAAAGAAGCAAAGCUUGAAGGCAAAGCUCAUGGACGCAAGGAUUCAAAUUCAGAAGGUUCAGCUUCGUCAGGUCCUUAAACAGAAGAUAUAAGACUUCUGAAGUGCUGCAGCCGGCAAUGAAACGCAGAUUCAAAUACACCUCCUUGGCUCUGGUAUGCUUUGAACCAGCUCCAUACAGUUAUUAUUCAUUUACUUAACUGUCGGUAGACGGGUAAUGUUCUAUUUCAGAGAUUUAGAAUCUUCUUCAGCAUGUGAUUUUAGCAUGCUAAGCAUUCUAGCAUAGUUAUGAAUAUGUUAGUUUUAGUUCUCCGGUUCAGUAUAUUAAAUGGUAUAUUUUUAGAAAUUAGUAGUGUAGUGAUAAUUUUUGCCGAAUUCA
Dendrobium catenatum is the source of this 2530-nucleotide messenger RNA. RefSeq lists its product as uncharacterized. The transcript is spliced from 3 exons. The record is from RefSeq and is a predicted model, not a curated record. Bases 212 to 2245 code for a protein of 677 amino acids. NCBI's taxonomy places the organism in Eukaryota, Viridiplantae, Streptophyta, Magnoliopsida, Asparagales, Orchidaceae.